Molecule: messenger RNA, 621 nt
Organism: Phodopus roborovskii (desert hamster)
Lineage: Eukaryota; Metazoa; Chordata; Mammalia; Rodentia; Cricetidae
Gene: Csf3
Product: colony stimulating factor 3
Exons: 5
Coding region: 1-621 (206 amino acids)
Biological process (GO): positive regulation of cell population proliferation; immune response; positive regulation of myeloid cell differentiation
Cellular component (GO): extracellular region
Molecular function (GO): cytokine activity; growth factor activity
Source: RefSeq, a predicted model, not a curated record
AUGGCUCAACUUACUGCCCAGGGCCGCAGGAAGCUGAUGGCCCUACAACUGCUACUGUGGCACAGUGCACUCUGGGCAGGACAAGAGGCCAUUCCUCUGGUCUCUGUCACCUCUCCACCACCAUCCCUGCCUUGGCCCCGGAGCUUCCUGCUGAAGUCCUUGGAGCAAGUGAGGAAGAUUCAGACCAGGAACUCGGAGCUGCUGGAGCAGUUGUGUGCUACCUACAAGCUGUGCCACCCGGAGGAGCUGGUGCUGCUCGGCCAUUCUCUGGGCAUCCCAAAGGCUCCUCUCAGCCACUGCUCCAGCCAGGCCCUGCAGCUGUGCCUGCACCAACUCCACAGUGGACUCUUCCUCUACGGAGGCCUCCUGCAGGCCCUAGCGGGCAUUUCCCCUGAAGUGGCCCCCACCUUGGACAUGCUGCAGCUGGAUGUUGCCAACUUUGCCACCACCAUCUGGCAGCAGAUGGAAACCCUGGGGGUGGCCCCUACCGCGCAGCCCACCCAGAGCACCCUGCCAACCUUCACCUCAGCCUUCCAGCGCCGGGCAGGAGGUGUCCUGGCCGCUUCCCACCUACAGAGCUUCCUGGAGACGGCUCAUUGCGCUCUGAACCACUGGGUCUAG